Molecule: messenger RNA, 1958 nt
Organism: Erythranthe guttata (spotted monkey flower)
Lineage: Eukaryota; Viridiplantae; Streptophyta; Magnoliopsida; Lamiales; Phrymaceae
Product: protein DETOXIFICATION 19
Biological process (GO): xenobiotic detoxification by transmembrane export across the plasma membrane
Cellular component (GO): membrane
Molecular function (GO): antiporter activity; xenobiotic transmembrane transporter activity
Source: RefSeq, a predicted model, not a curated record
ACUUGUUUAAAUGAUUUGUGCCCUUUGCUAUUAAUAUAAAAAUCUUACCCAUCUUCUGUGUCGUCUACAACUGACCCACUUCCAUGGCCUCUUCCACCUUUUGGAUUUAUUUAUGGUUUUAUUACCAACCAAAAGUGAUGGUGACUUGAAUUUUUAUUCUUAUUAUGCAGUGGGUGAAAAGUGGGGUUAUUGAAUUUAUCUUCUUGUUUAUCGAAUAUAAGUCUUCUUGAAUCAAAGUUCAUUUAAUAUGUGACUGUGAAAAUGUCUUCACAAGGCGGCGACCCUGAGGCGGUCGAGAGUCAGCUUCGGCCGCAGAAGAAGGCGGCGGCGGAGACGUGGUGGAACAAGGUUGUUGACGUGGAAGAGGCCAAGGAUCAGAUACUUUUUGCUCUGCCGAUGAUACUUACAAAUGUUACGUAUUACUUUAUACCUCUCGUGUCAGUCAUGUUUGCCGGCCACCUAGGCAACCUUGAGCUCGCCGGCUCUAACCUCGCUAAUACAUGGGCUUCUGUCUCUGGUUUUGCUUUCAUGGUUGGGUUAAGUGGUGCACUCGAGACAUUAUGUGGGCAAGCAUUCGGAGCGAAAAGGCACCGGGCGUUAGGAAUAUACCUUCAGGCAUCGUGCAUCAUUACACUAAUCUUCACAAUCGUAGUAUCUAUCCUGUGGUGGUAUUCUGACGUUAUACUGACAUUACUACAUCAAGAUCGUCAAAUUGCAAAAGCAGCCGGUCUCUAUCUCAAGUAUCUCAGUCCCGGUUUCUUCGCCUACGGUUUAUUGCAAAACAUAUUAAGGUUUCUACAAACACAAUCUGUUGUUAUGCCACUUGUCGUGUGCUCGUUCGUUCCUCUUGCCCUACACGUUGGAAUUGCCUAUACUUUGGUUCACCGGACCCCACUUGCAUACAGGGGAGCUCCAUUAGCAGCUUCGAUUUCGUUAUGGUUAUCACUUUGUAUGUUGGUCUUAUAUGUUUUCAAAGCCAAGAAGAUUGAGAAAACUUGGGAAGGGUUCACUUCGGAGUCGUUGAGUUACGUUUAUUCCAAUUUAAAAUUGGCUUUGCCUUCUGCAGCUAUGGUUUGCAUGGAGUGUUGGGCUUUUGAGAUUCUUGUUUUGCUAGCAGGAUUGAUGCCAAACUCCAAAAUUAGUACCUCUCUGAUUGCUAUGUGUGUGAACACACAAGCCAUUUGCUACAUGGUUGCAUAUGGCCUAAGUGCUGCUGCCAGCACGAGGGUGUCGAAUGAGUUAGGAGCUGGAAAUCCAGACCGAGCUAAACGAGCAGCGGUUGUCACUCUUAAGCUAACUCUUGUUCUUGAACUAUGUGUUAUUUUAGCACUCUGUUUUGGACAUAAUAUUUGGGCUAACGCCUUCAGUCACAGCCCUGUCAUCAUUAAAGCUUACGCCUCGAUGACACCCCUACUUGCGGUGUCUGUAUCGUUCGAUUUCGUUCAAACAGUCCUAUCAGGGGUGGUGAGAGGAUGUGGUUGGCAGCAUUUGGCUGUUUUUAUUAUUGUAGGUACUUUCUAUUUCAUUGGCAUGCCUAUUGCUGCUCUUCUUGGUUUCAAGUUCCACCUACAUGCCAAGGGAUUGUGGAUUGGAUUAAUCUGUGGGCUAUCAGCCCAGUUGACAGGGCUAUUGUUGCUUACCAAGUUCACAAAAUGGACAAGAAUAGAGCUAUCUCAAGAUUCAUCAACUCAAUCAACCCCGGACGAAUAAUCGUUUCGUUUUUAUUUUCUUUCUACUUAAUGUCGUAGACGAUAAACUUGAUGUCGCAGUUCCACGGAAGUUGCCUUGCGAGAUAAGAUAAUAUACCCUGGCAGUUGAUUAGAUAUUUCUUCCCUAGCCCAACAAGUAUUUGAUGAAGGAAUGUUAAUCAUGGGUGACUCAACGGUACGUUAGGGUAGCGACCCCGGACCUGAACAAUUAUAAACUUUGGUUAUGAAUGCAGUUGUUCGGGUGCUUUU